Hirundo rustica (Barn swallow) is the source of this 3755-nucleotide messenger RNA. It is a transcript of the gene CISH, whose product is annotated as cytokine inducible SH2 containing protein. Lineage: Eukaryota; Metazoa; Chordata; Aves; Passeriformes; Hirundinidae. Gene Ontology annotation, cellular component: phosphatidylinositol 3-kinase complex. The record is from RefSeq and is a predicted model, not a curated record. Gene Ontology annotation, biological process: intracellular signal transduction; phosphatidylinositol phosphate biosynthetic process. Bases 551 to 1324 code for a protein of 257 amino acids. The transcript has 3 exons. Gene Ontology annotation, molecular function: 1-phosphatidylinositol-3-kinase regulator activity.
CACACAAAAGAUUACUAAGGAGGUUUGCCUUUUUUUUUUUUUUUUUUUUUACCUUCCUUCCACGGAGCUUCAUUUCUCCGGAGCCAGCGCUGAGACAGGUCGCUGCUCCGGCUCUUCCCGCAGCACUCGGGGAGAUCUUAUUUAUUGGUACCUAUUUAUUACUAUUUCAGAGUGCUCUGAAGGAAGAUCAGUUCCUCUUUAAAAUAUAUGUAAUUUCCUUUUUCUCUCGUUAUUUUUUAAACUUUUUUUUUUUUUUUUUUUUUUUUUUUUCCUGGCUGCUGUUUUCUGGAAAGCAGAACAAGAACACGUUAUUUUUUUCUAAAGCACCGAGAGCACACGCAUUUUCUUGGCCAAAGUUGCUGAAGUCUUUGUCGGACAGCUCGUCUUCUGCUUGGCUUUUCCUGGCUCUGGAACAACCUGCAGAAGGGGUUUGCUGGGACUCGCCAGCCUUUUCUCACCGUGAACCCCAACUAGAGGUUGAACUCGCUGCUUCGGGGAAGCAAAGAAGGAAAGAAGAGGAGAAAUCAUUUCCCCCCUUCUUGAAGACUUAAUGCUUUUCCCUUGGUCCGGGAGUGACAUGAUCCUCUGUGUUCAGGGACCUCAUCCUUUGCUGGCAGAGGAAAAGAUCAGGAGACUGUCACUCAGGGGCAUUGAGGAAUUGUCAGAGCCCAUCAUGCAGCCUCUCCCAGUUAUGGCCUUCCAGGAGGAGUCUGUGCCUGCCCUUGCACCUCCGGUUCCAGACAGCAACCCACCUCAGACACGGGACCCUGAAGAAGACCUUCUCUGCAUUGCAAAAACCUUCUCCUACCUGCGAGAAUCUGGUUGGUACUGGGGUUCCAUCACCGCCAGCGAGGCCAAGCAGCAUCUGCAGAAGAUGCCUGAGGGCACCUUCCUGGUGCGGGACAGCACCCACCCCAGCUACCUGUUCACGCUGUCCGUCAAGACCAACCGAGGGCCCACCAACGUGCGCAUCGAGUACACCGACAGCAAGUUCCGCCUGGACUCCAACUACCUGUCCAAACCUCGCAUCCUGGCCUUCCCGGACGUGGUCAGCCUCAUCCAGCACUAUCUCAUGUCCUGCACGACGGAAAGCAAGACCGAGGCUCCCUACCCACCUCCGUCUCCUCUACCUCCCCUGCAGAAAGAGGUGGCGGCAGCCGCGGUGCACUUGAAGCUGAUCCGGCCGCUGGGCCGCAAGGACAGCAUUCCCAGCCUGCAGCACCUGUGCCGGCUGCGCAUCAACAAAUGCACGGCCCGCGUGGAGCAGCUGCCGCUGCCGCGGCGCAUGGAGGAGUACCUGAAGCAGUAUCCCUUCCAGCUCUGAGGCGUGGCCCUUCUCUCUCAGGCACCGAAGGCAGAGACGCAACCACGAGAACUUUGUGUCUCCGUCCCGCUAAAGGUGGGCACGGCCAAGACCUGAGCGUCAGCGGGGACUGCAUCCAUCUUUCCUCUUCCCUUCUCUUCACGUCCAUUCCAGCCCCAGGGAGGAGUGGGUCGUUUCAGUGAGCAACGGGGCACCAGCUGAGCUCUGACCCUCGGGCCGUGCCCGCAGUGGCUCUGAGAAGCUCUGUGGGCACGGCCACACUACUUGAAUGUCAGAGCUGCCGUGACACCGGACAUGUUAACGUCGUUAUUUUUGCUAUUUAUUUCCAUGGCAGUUUCUCUCCUCAUGGUAUUUUUAAAGCACCUUUUACUUUAAUGUGGUUUUUUGUUUCUUUUGUGGAAGUAGAGAUAGCAUAAAGGCUCCCAGCCGAAGCUCUGUGGGAAUUUGGAUUUGGAUUCACAUCCAAACAGCUUCUGUUUGAGCCUGUCCCUGUGACAGGUUACAGGAGUCCACAUCCAAGCUCUCCCAGGCUUCUGGAGUAUGUAAGACUCAGCUGACUGUAUCCAGACCCACCUCUACAGAGGUAAAGACUAUUUGUUUUUUUCUUCCUACAGAGGGUAUCACAACCUCAGAGCACAGUGGGAACUCCCAGAGAUGUGUGCUGCAUCACAAGUGGACAGGAGACUUCUUUGAGGAAGAAGCUCUUCUUCCUUGAGAGCUCUAAGCAGAGAUCUGGACAGUGAGGUUGGGCCAGGGAGCACUCAUCCCAUUUUUUUUCCAUCUUCUCCAUCUUCAAAGGAAGUUUGUGACAAAACAUUUCAAAACUAGUAAUUAGAAACCAAAUUUUCUCAUAUGCAGUCACAAGGAUUUAAUUUCAGAGCACCGUGUUUGGCUUGUGUUUUCAAAGUGCUGUUCCCUGACCUUGCCCUUGCCUGAGACACAGGACAGGACCAGGCUCUCCUUGAGCUCUGCUGGGCUGCACCAGCAACACGCACAGCUUCAGGAUAUAUAUAUAUAUAUCUAUAUCUCUCUUUCUGGGCACACUUGGAGGCACCCCAGCCCACAGAGCUGUCCCUGCUCCCAGGCUGCCUCAUGCUCUGCGUUAGUCACCAGCCCCGCCAGCUCCGGGCUGGAGCAUACACUGGAAACCACAGUGCAGCCAAGGUCCAGACCUCUCCUCCCCGCCUCUGACUUGCAUGUUUGUUAUCCCUAAUUAGGCUUUUGGCUCUGGGUUUCAUUCUCACACCCUGUCCCUUUACUCCCUGCAGAUGAGGCACAAUGGCUCUUCCCCUGCUCUUUCACACUUGGGAUCUGCCCCAAACCAGCACAGACAAAUUGCCCCUUCCUGUUCAUUUGCUGAAUCCCAUCAUCUUCCCAGCCCUGACAUCGAUGAGAGUAGAGGAGGGAACAGACAGGUCUACAGGAAUUAUUAUCUGGCUUAUUUUGCCCCUAGGACCCCCUGACUUGUUCUAGCAUGAGUGAACAUUAAGGAUUCCUUAUUCAUCCCUCCCUGGGACUCUCUCUGAGGCUUUGUAAAUCAGAAUGGACAAACCCCCAGCUAUAGCUGAGUGUUGGUAGAGAAGAUGGAAAAUGAUGGGAUGGUGACCCAGGAGACAAGCUCAAAAAAUGGGGGAGUUUCUUCCAACCUAUCUUAAAGCUGCCGAAAGGGACAAGAUGGCCUGAUGUGCUUAGUCAGUGUCCUUUUUGUUUUUUCUCUCCACAUUUAUACAAGUUUGUGCUGUUGCAAGCUUUGUUUUUGAUACUUUGAUGAUUGACAGUGUGCAUGUGUGAUGUCAGGUUUGCUUUUUGGUAUCUCCUUCCCCCUUGCCCUCUAUGGCAGCAACCAUGGGAAGGUAUUGAAUGAGAAUGAAAACGUAGAAGGCAAAAAGGAAAACUUUUUUUUUUUUUUAAAUAAUAUGAAUGAUAAACCACUGAAAAGGCUUCCUUUUAUCCAAACACCUCUAUCAGCCUGAGGACACUGGGAACAAGAAACCACAGCUCUCCAAGGAGCAGCAGUGAUAUCAGGAAGCCCACAGAGCUCAGCCACAGGCCUGGUAACUACAGCUUGAGAAAAAUCAGUAGGAGCGGUGUACAGCAGGGAAGGGCAGGUUGUUCAGCUCUCUGAACCUUGCCUCCUACUUGAUCUGUUCUCUUGGGGGUGAUGGGGAGGUCAAGCUGUGGGUUUGACUCACUGCCCCCAGAGAGCCCAGGAGCUCUUGGCUGACCCCAAACUGAAGGCUGUGAGCUCCCACGGGCAGGGACCAGCUCUGUUCUGUGUUUGUUCUGCAUUUAGCACAGUAGGGAUCUCUAGGUGCUACUGCAAUACAACAAAUAAACAAUACAGUUACUCCAAAAAGUCAGUCUCUUCUAUCUUGAGACAGUUUGUUAAAAAUCAUUUGACUCUGGAUUUUAAAUAAACAUUUUAAAUAUA